CUUGAAAGCCGCUUAUAAUAUUUUCCAAAUUCUACAAAAUAAAAACAGUGAAAAAGUGUUAAAAUCAUGGCCUUAGCUGAAAUUUGUAAUAUAUCAAAUGCACCCUACAUGAAAUCGCGUAAUUUUACGCCUUCCGAUUUCGAAAACGAUUGCCAGCAGUAUACCUCAAAUUUGCUCAAUCCAUAUGCCUUGUCCGCACCACCAUUCGAAAAUCCCAUUGAGAAUUUGUGCAAAAUCCAAGCCAGCAGUGAUAAGAGUGGCAUUAAAAUCGAUUUUGAUCAUGGUACCACCACAUUGGGUUUCAAAUAUCAAGGUGGCGUAAUAUUGGCCGUAGAUUCUCGUGCCACCGGCGGCCAGUUCAUUGGUUCACAAACUAUGAAGAAAAUUGUGGAGAUUAAUCAAUAUUUAUUGGGUACAUUGGCGGGUGGUGCAGCCGAUUGUGUGUACUGGGAUCGUGUGUUGGCCAAGGAAUGCCGUUUGCAUGAAUUGCGCAACAAAGAACGUAUCUCUGUGGCGGCCGCUAGUAAAAUUAUGGCUAAUAUUGCCCAUGAAUACAAAGGUAUGGGUUUGAGUAUGGGCAUGAUGAUGGCCGGCUAUGAUAAACGUGGUCCCGGUUUGUACUAUGUGGAUUCGGAAGGCUCAAGAACUCCCGGUAAUGUUUUCUCUGUCGGCAGUGGUUCGAUUUAUGCUUUUGGUGUUUUGGAUUCCGGCUACCAUUGGGAUUUGAAGGAUGAGGAAGCUCAAGAAUUGGGCAGACGUGCUAUUUAUCAUGCCACCUACAGAGAUGCCUACUCCGGCGGUAUUGUACGUGUCUAUCACAUGACUCCCAAUGGUUGGAUUAACAUUUCCAAUACUGAUUGCAUGGAACUGCAUUACAAGUAUGAAGAGGAGAAGAAAAAUAAACACUAAAUUGGAGGAUGGUAUUGUAGGAGUUCUGAUGUGAAUUAAAUUCAUUUUUUAUUUUAUAAAAUACAAAUAAUAAAUAAAAAAAACAUGGUAAUUUUGUAAUAACCAUAAGAAAA
This is a messenger RNA of Calliphora vicina (urban bluebottle blowfly), 1022 nucleotides long. It is a transcript of the gene Prosbeta5, whose product is annotated as Proteasome beta5 subunit. NCBI's taxonomy places the organism in Eukaryota, Metazoa, Arthropoda, Insecta, Diptera, Calliphoridae. The transcript has a single exon. The record is from RefSeq and is a predicted model, not a curated record. Bases 67 to 909 code for a protein of 280 amino acids. Gene Ontology annotation, molecular function: threonine-type endopeptidase activity. Gene Ontology annotation, cellular component: proteasome core complex.